Molecule: messenger RNA, 435 nt
Organism: Trichoplax adhaerens
Lineage: Eukaryota; Metazoa; Placozoa; Uniplacotomia; Trichoplacea; Trichoplacidae
Exons: 2
Coding region: 1-435 (144 amino acids)
Source: RefSeq, a predicted model, not a curated record
AUGUAUCAACCAUCAUCAUCUCAUAAUCUUUAUCAAAAUGGGCACUAUCCUUAUCCUCAUGAUGAUCAUUCAGUAAAAAGUAAUCGAUUACUACAUAACUACAACUGGAAUCGAACGCUCUCCCAGCAAAUGCAGCCGUCCUUGCCUUCAGCUUCGCCUUAUUAUCCAUCUGCCAUGAACAAAUUAAAUCAUGAUGGAACAUUUCGAUCUAUUCAGCCUCCACCUUCAUUACCAACAUCAUCUUACAUAGCACAACAGCAGUUGGCUUCUCAACCAUCUCUACACUCUUGCAUGCAUGGCUUGUCUUCAAACUCGAUGGCAACUGGGCGAACAGACAAUAUUCCGCAAAGCUUGUAUUAUCCAGGAGGCAUAAGUGAAAUUUACGGUUUUGAAGUAGUUUUAGCCUAUCUUAGCAUAGCGACUGUUGCCCUUUGA